ACGGGUUACCUGAAAACGAAGUCGGGCAUCAUGAAGAUCAUAGAAAUUGUGUGCGUGGCCUGCGCUCUCGGCCUCCUCCGCGUGAGCUCCCCCUUCUGCGGCCAAACCACUGACUCGCAUUUCCUCGGCGUGGGAGUCCUCGUGGCCGCCAUGAUGGUCACGCCGCUGCUCCUCAUCUCGUACAUGAUGGGCAAGAUGCAGAUCCAGAACACGUACCUGGAAAUCGCGUUCAGCGCCCUGUUCUCCCUCCUCCUGUUGGCGGCGGGCGUGGAUGCCCUCAGGGCCGUGGGUAACGUCUACAGAGACAAUUACAACAAGGAGUGCUUCGCCAUGGGCAUCGUCAGCAUCGCCGCCUGCUUAGCAUACCUGCUGGAUACAGUGUUCUGCGUGAGGCUGUACAGGAUCAACAACUGAGAGUAAGGCGGUUGAGGCCUCUUGGUACUGACGCAUCUACGUCUCCGAUAUGUACUG
This is a messenger RNA of Penaeus monodon (black tiger shrimp), 471 nucleotides long. RefSeq lists its product as uncharacterized. The record is from RefSeq and is a predicted model, not a curated record. Lineage: Eukaryota; Metazoa; Arthropoda; Malacostraca; Decapoda; Penaeidae.